AAAUUAAUUUUUUGUAUUACUCGAUCAUUUCAAAUUCAUAUGUUUACGAAUCGAAUUGAUUUUCAAUUUCGAUUUAAUCUAUAAAAAAUCAUUGUUACAAAUAUCGAUUUGUCAAUUUUAUGUACUCAUAACUUUCAGUUUACUUCACGUUAAACAUUUGUAUCUCAAUGUAAUUUAAUCAUUUGAUUUUUCCUUUUUUUUUUUUUAUUUUACGUCCUCGUAUGAUCAAGGAUUAUUAUUAUGUACGCGGAAAAUUCGGGCGAAAUCGAUGAGGAAUUCUUCGGCGCGUUGGCGUUGUUACGUUCGAACGAUGACGACAGUACUGAGAAACUUAGGAAAAUGUUAGACGAACAAAUUGAAAAGAGAUAUGGUAAAGGUAAAACGUUGGCUGUUAGAAUGUCUAAAGAAUUUUUACAAAAAGAAAGUACACGUUGCAAAACUUAUUCCAAAAAUUCACUCAAAUUUACAUCUGAAAAUAAUUCAGAAAUAAAUAAAUCUAAAAUGGAUGAUGAUAAUGAUGAUGAAUUGGAAAAGAUCGAUAUACCAAGAAUCUCAAUUCCUGAUGACAUCCCAACAGAUGGUGCACUUUGCAAGAUAUGCAACGGUACGAAGUUGGGUCCUCUGAUAUUGCUUGAGUGCCAAGAGUGCCAAGAGAUCUAUCAUCCCCUUUGCCAUAAUCCAGCGGUCAUCGAUAUAGACGUCUACGAUCCCAGACUCGUUUGGCGAUGUGGAAAAUGCGUCGAAGUUAGAGUCUCCUCCUAUGAGACUCCUCCUCCUCCUCCUCCUCCUCCUCCUCUUGCAUCACUUGGCACGGAUUGA
Messenger RNA from Polistes dominula (European paper wasp), 819 nucleotides. RefSeq lists its product as uncharacterized. NCBI's taxonomy places the organism in Eukaryota, Metazoa, Arthropoda, Insecta, Hymenoptera, Vespidae. The record is from RefSeq and is a predicted model, not a curated record.